AUGCCAGGCUGGAUAAACAAUGAUUCUAAUUCUUCAGAUCCCGGAAAACAGCGAAGAAGAUGGGAAAUAGAAGACAAAAAAUUGCUCAAAAAUUUAAAAUAUCAAUUGGCUAAUGAUGGCUCCAGUGAAGUUCAAUACGAUCUUGGAAAACAACUUUUAGAAGACACCGAAGAGAUCGCAAGACAAAUUCAAGGCAUCGGAUAUCUCAAAAAAGCAGCAGAACAAGGACAUGAAAUGGCUCUCGAAUUACUUGGAGCAUGUUUUCGUACUGGAAGAGGGAUUACAGCAGCGAAUGAAAAUGAUGUAAGAAAAUUCUUAUCAAUGACUCCAAGUGAAAGAUCAGCCAAACGAGCAGCUCAGGAAUUGUUUGCUUCACUUUCUGGUGGUGAAGAAUUUGUGACAGUCGAACAACUUGAAAAACGAAUGCGUGAGAUUUAUAAACUUCAAAAGAAGAAGAAAAAGCAUGAAGAUGUUCCUGGACCUUCGAACAAUGGAAAUAUCCCGAUUAAAGAUAAAGACGCUGAUGAUGAUGCAAACAGCAGCUCGUCAUCUUCACCAGCUCAUUUUAAUUCACCAAGGGAUCGAAUCAUGGAUGAUAGUAAUCACAUUUCCGAAGCAAAUCUCCUAUCAGCUGCACAUAAUUAUUCAAAUGGAAUCAUUCCAACAGUCAAUCAAGCACUUGCUGUCUCAAUACCUCAUCCACAAUCACUUGAUCAUGUUCCAUGCUUGCAUCGACCUUUUUUCCAUCCAACGAUGUUCUUUGCGCUUCUUUAUCAUCAAUUUAUCACAAUAUUCUCAUCAGUACCAGGAACAUUCAACACCAGAUUGCAAAUCUUCAUUGUUCUUGCAUAUGCCAUCACAUCUACUGACAACUUCUCAAUUUUUCUGCCUACCAUCGCUUAUUAUAUUUCACUUUCUAUUAUGAUUGUGUCAAGCUUCAAGAUGCUGAAAACAAAACAUGAAUUCAUAGACUUUCGUAUUUGGUCAGGAUUGUUUUUAAGUUAUGAUGAUCAUGUCAAUGCAAGAGAUUCAGAAAAUCUUUACUUGAGAAACAACAUGAAACCAUAUUUAUGGUUUUUCACAUCAUUUGCUGCUAAUUUGAUGUUAUUUCCAUUGAUUUCUGAUCAAUGGUUGCCACAUUCAGAAAUAACUGUUGUGGCUUUUGUGUUGACCUUUUUGACAAUGUUUUGCUUCAUGUACACGUCAUCGUCAAGUGUUCCUGAUCUUUUAAUGCUGUUUUCAUUUGCACUGAAUGUAUUAGCGAAAUAUCCAUAUGAGUUGGAUACAGUUGUGACGAAUAAAUGGCGAUUUCUCGAUUUGAAGCUUCCUGGAUUCUCGACGUAUGUUAUCGGGUCUGGAAUUGAAUUUUCAAUGAACAGUCGUGGACUUCUUUAUCUCAUGAUUCCUGUCUUCAUGUUCUUCCUCGCAAAACGUCGUAAUUGGCAAGGAAUUUUCCAAUUUUUAAUACCUCAUUGUGUGACUUUAGCAUGGCUUCAAAUUAGCAUUAUCAGUGCACAAUCAUCAACAACUUUCGGAAUGAUUCGUUCAUCAUUAGCUUUAGCAGGAAUUUUCUUCUUUCUUCCAUUGUUUGGAUUAGUCACACUUUUGAUUCCUGUUUUUGCUGCUGUUGAAUGGAUGUCUUUGACAGACGCAACAAAUCGAAUUUUCGUAACGAUUUCUACAUCAAUCAUUGCAAUAAUUGGAUCAUGUUUUAUGGCAAUAUCAAAUCGUGUUGGAAAAUACGUGACAUUGGUGCAAAUCUUGUUAUGCAUUCUCGCCAGUUGCUUCUUGUUUCGACCUUACAUUAUGGGGAAUAACGAGACAUUAUAUGCUUCAUAUAUACAACAAUCGUCAACGGAAUCAAAAAAUGAACAAAACCAAAGAAUUCUCGAUUCACUUGAUGACACAAAUUCACUCAAUUGGGACUUUUAUCACAAAUAUUGUUUGAGUUCAUCACAUUCAAAUCGAAUCAGCACCCAAAUUCGUUGUUCACAUCUCGAUGGAUCGGAAGUUUAUUGGGACGGUAUUGUCUCGGAUGUAAGCAUUGGAAAUGCCAAGAAUUGGAGACGUGACGUUUUAAUGAAUUACAUUCCUGAAAUUCUCUCCAAUUAUCUAAUCUGCUACUUUGGUGAACUGAAUCAAGUGAAUUGUUUUGAUGGUGAACAUUGCGAGAUUAAAGAUUUUAUUGAGGGACAAAAGAAAUGUAAUGUCGAUAAAUGGAAUACUUACGAAUAUGAAAUUGAAGUUAAAGUUCCUUCGUCAUCAUCUGGAAUACUUAAUCUAAACACGAGACAUGAAUCAAAAGUUCUCAUCAAAGCUGAACAUGAAUUUGGUAAUUUUACGCAACGACUCAAUGCGUCUGAUAAGAUUUGGUUCAAAGGAAUCUUGAGAACGUCGCUUAACUCAAAAGUUGAUGAAUUUUCAGCACAAAAGUCUUAUGACACUGACGUACUAAAAAGAAAACGUUACACAGUCGUUGAACUGACCUCCAUUGGUUGUCUUCAUUGUGCUGACAAUUCUUUAUCCCCUUCAACUCUUAAAAGCAAUCUGAAAAUGAACAAUCGAAUUAAAGAUCUACAAAGAGCAUUGAAAUAUCUUCUCAAUGUAUUGUUUAAUCCUCUCGUCACAUUCAAAUGA
This is a messenger RNA of Clunio marinus, 2637 nucleotides long. NCBI's taxonomy places the organism in Eukaryota, Metazoa, Arthropoda, Insecta, Diptera, Chironomidae. The record is from the annotation of a GenBank genome assembly.